Messenger RNA from Hemiscyllium ocellatum (epaulette shark), 1099 nucleotides. Its product is annotated as immunoglobulin kappa light chain-like. The transcript is spliced from 4 exons. Bases 19 to 753 code for a protein of 244 amino acids. The record is from RefSeq and is a predicted model, not a curated record. Lineage: Eukaryota; Metazoa; Chordata; Chondrichthyes; Orectolobiformes; Hemiscylliidae.
GGGACAGGAGCACACACCAUGAUUUCACACAUCCAGCUGAUCUGGCCCCUGGCAUUCUGUGUCGCAGGUAUCAGUGGGGACUUCAUCAUGACUCAGUCUCCCCCGGUGUUGUCAGUGAGACUGGGUCAGACUGCAACCAUCACUUGUAAAUCCAGUCAGAGCGCUAGUAACGAUGUUUCCUGGUACCAGCAGCGAGAAGGGCAGAAGCCCUCUCUCCUGAUCCAUGAUGCAACGACUCGAUUCACAGGAGUCUCCAACAAAUUCACCGGGAGAGAAGUGUCCAGCACACAUUUCACCCUCACAAUCAGCAACGGAGACGUUGAGAAUGACAUGGGGAAGCAGAGCGCAGAGGUUUUUGUACAGCCUCUGCACUGGGAGCUCUCACUGUGGCUUACGUUCGGUAAAGGAACCAAGCUCAGACUGAGUGGUCAAAACUCUCAGCCAAAGCUGACCUUGCUGCCCCCCUCCCCGGAGCAGGUCAAUGCCAAGGGCACUGCCACCCUGGUGUGCCUUGCCAAUCACUUCUAUCCUGAUGAGCUGGAGGUGCAGUGGAAGAAGGACGGUGCAGUCAUUUCAGACGGGGUUCAGACCAGCAACUACCUGCGAGCUUCGGACAGCACCUACAGUGUCAGCAGCCUGCUGACCCUCUCUGGGUCUGACUGGGAGUCCAACGCUCGCUUCUCCUGUGCCCUCACCCACGUGACCCUCCCCUCUCCCCUCAGCAAGAGCAUCAGGAGAUCAGAAUGUGUGUAGAGUGUUUGAGACAGUCCACAGAGGAGACACAACUUUAAAUAGAACAGGGCUGAACUGGCAGGGAAAAGCUUAUUGUCAGCACUGAAUUUCAACUCUUCCUUCUUUGGACUGGCUUGGCGACACUUCUGAGGUUCAAGGGUGAGGUCAGGUCAUUGGGAUCACCAAAAACAAGCUUUACUCUGUAUCAAACGCCAUGCUGACCCAUUCUGGGAGUGUUUGUUUGGGGCAGUGAUGACUGGUAAUGCCAAAUAAAACCACUCAAAGAUGCUGAAAAGUGCCAGCUGUACAAAAACAAUGUGAACCUCAGAAGUCUCUGCUUCAGUAAACCAGAUCUCCUUCCUGCUCA